AUGCCUCACUUUGAACCAAGACCUACGAACCCAGCUCCCUCGUCAGACUAUUCUGAGUGUGUGUCAGAUUUGUCAGAUAGCCCACCCGAAGAAACGAAACCUUCAUUGGAGCAUGAGAAGAGCUUCUCAGAUUCUCCCAUGUCAUUUCACUUUCCACGCCGUCAAGCCCUAGGGAGUGCUCCUAGUUCCUCUCAUGGAGAAGAUGAGAUCCCGCCCUUGAUCCCCCCCAAGUCACGGGGGCGUCCUCGUGCGUAUAGCUCACCAGAUGUGGAAAAGGUCAAGGAACGAGUCGCGAGUGCUAUGCUAGAGGUUGAAAAGCUCCAGAAGCAAAUUGACGAUGUCAUUGAGAGACAGAGUCUUUAUGUUCCCAGUCGACCACCAACUCCCUACUCGAUCGCCCGGGCCGUGCCCGGUAUGAGCUCGAUCUAUGGGCCUGGGGACGAACCGCUCCCGCUGACUUCUUCAGACCUGGAACCCAUGCCGUCAAUUCCGGCUCUGCCCCCAGCUGCUCCUUCUUUUGCCCAGAGACUUAACUCCGAUAUCAUUGAAAGGCCACACACAGCACCCAUCAGGUCUCCUCGUACGCCUGUGAGAACUCCCAUCACACCACCUCGCAGAUCCCGAACUCCUGGAGAAAAAAGGUCACCUUCUACCCCUCCUUCUCGCCCAAGGCGAGGUGAUAUGCCCCCACCGCCACCUCUACCUUUAGUACUUCGACCUCCUCUGAGGAAGAAGAAGUCUUUUUCCCGGGUGUCGAGCUGGCUCUUCCCCGGGUCGCAGCACAACCGUAACAUGAGUUUCGACUCCGUCACCAACGCUCCUCGUCCUAUCAGGGGCUGCCAAGGAUUUUACCAAGUUUCGCUGGGCGGAGCAUCAGAACAUCGGCGGAGCACAGAGUCAAUCGAUACCGCCAGUACUUGGGAAUCGGAUGACGAGAAUCGUACUGUCCCGACAACAUGCUCUGUGGGUAGCACAGCUGCUGUGUCACAGGAUGAGCCCCUCAUCCCACGGUUCGCCACUUCAACGUUUGGUAGAAAUGAUAUCCGACCUCAAAGGAGGAGUGUCGGUGUUGCAAUGUGA
Messenger RNA from Fusarium musae, 1080 nucleotides. RefSeq lists its product as uncharacterized. Lineage: Eukaryota; Fungi; Ascomycota; Sordariomycetes; Hypocreales; Nectriaceae. The transcript has a single exon. The record is from RefSeq and is a predicted model, not a curated record. Bases 1 to 1080 code for a protein of 359 amino acids.